AUGAUUUUCAACACUCUCAUUACCACUCUCCUUUUCGCCCUCUUUACCCUCACCCACGCUCGCGAGGUGCCUGCAAAUGUCCGAGAAUUUUACGACAAAGUCAAAGGCGGCGAAUGCCCCGUUGCCGUCGCCAAAGGUUUCUCCCAAGGAGCGUACUCUGGUGAAUCGAACUACUGCGUUGAUAAAGACCAUACCGUGAUGUGGAUCACUACCCCUAGUGGCCUCGCCGAUAUGGAUAUUGAUUGCGACGGCGCCAACCAGGGCUAUGGAAAGUGUGCCAAUGACCCAACCGGCCAGGGUAUGACAAGCUUUGUAGGCGAUGUCGUGAAGCACGGUCUCUCCGACUUGGACUCCAACACGCACAGCUUUGUCGUCUUGGGAAACCACGGCUUCGACCCUCAGUCGCUGGGAAUCAAGCCCUUAAGCUUGGUAGCGGUUAUUUGCGGAGGUCAAUUGUUCUACGCUAUUUGGGGGGAUAGCAAUGCUACUGAUAAGGUCGGCGAGGCUAGCAUUUCGUUAGCAAAUGCCUGCUUUGGAGAUUCCAUGACAGGAAACAGUGGGCACAACCAGCAUGAUGUUCUAUAUCUUGCCUUCCCAGGGGAGGAUGCUGAUGCCUCGAAGACUUGCAAUUGGGGUGCAAAAUCCUUUGCUGAAUUUGAGGAUUCUUUGGGGCCUCUUGGCGACAAAUUGGUUGCUGGCAUCCAUGCUUAG
Messenger RNA from Morchella importuna, 711 nucleotides. RefSeq lists its product as uncharacterized. The record is from RefSeq and is a predicted model, not a curated record. NCBI's taxonomy places the organism in Eukaryota, Fungi, Ascomycota, Pezizomycetes, Pezizales, Morchellaceae. Bases 1 to 711 code for a protein of 236 amino acids. The transcript is spliced from 3 exons. Gene Ontology annotation, molecular function: chitosanase activity.